Molecule: messenger RNA, 1296 nt
Organism: Lingula anatina
Lineage: Eukaryota; Metazoa; Brachiopoda; Lingulata; Lingulida; Lingulidae
Product: putative E3 ubiquitin-protein ligase HERC4
Biological process (GO): protein ubiquitination; ubiquitin-dependent protein catabolic process
Cellular component (GO): cytoplasm
Molecular function (GO): ubiquitin protein ligase activity
Source: RefSeq, a predicted model, not a curated record
ACUGUAAUAACGGAUUAAAGUUUCUAAAUGUUUCCAGAUUCAGUCUUUAAAGGACAGAAAAGAACUAACUUCAAUUUAUGCCAAUUAGGCUCUAUAAACCAAAUAACAAUGGUCAGUGACCUUCCAACUCGGACAGUCUCUCAUGCACUCAGCUUGUUUGUUUUUCAACUUUGACAACUGAUCAAGUCGAUAUUUGUGACAUAUUUAACCUCGGAGAACGCUCUCCCAUUGUUAUCACUUUAAGUCAACCUCAAACGCAUUCUUCGUUAUCACAGGAAUUGUGUCACAGUAAAAACAAACAGUGUAACCUAAAACCAAAUAUGGAGAUGUAAGCAACAAGAAACCAGUCACCUCAAGAUCUUUAUUGAUCAUGACUGCUGUGUUUUGCUGGGGUGGAGCCUCCCAAGGUCAGCUUGGACUAGGGGGCUCUGAAGAACAAAAAGUAGUACAACCUCAGCAACUGGAGGUUUUUCAAGGCAGAGAAAUCCAACAGAUCAGCUGUGGUCUGGAGCACACACUGAUUGCAUUGAAAGAUGGUAGCUUAUACAGCUUUGGAAGUAAUACUUAUGGGCAGUUAGGGAAGGAGAAAAGCAGUGGUAAACCAGAACUAGUUGGUGCAUUUGAGACGGGAAUGGUGCGUUUGAUAGCAUGUGGAGCAUAUCACAACAUAGCAGUCACUGACAGCAAGCAAGUGUACAGCUGGGGACAGAAUUCUCAUGGACAGUUGGGCAGAGGAGAAGCAGAUAAAAACUUUAACAGAGUGCCAAGGUUGUUGAAAGGAUUCAGUGCCAGUAGCUGCGUUAUACAGGUUGCCUGUGGAGAUAAGCAUACUGUUAUAUUGACAAGAGAUGGCAGUAUAUUUGUGUGCGGUGACCAUAGUCAUGGUCAGCUUGGUAUGGGCAAUCUUCCUCAGGGCAGACUGGACUGUCCAGUGAGGCUAAAAUGCAUGCUAGGUUUACCUAUUGGUCAAAUAGCCGCUGGUGGUCACCAUAGUUUUGCAUUGACCUUGUCAGGGACCCUGUUUGGCUGGGGAAAAAAUAAUUAUGGUCAGCUAGGCCUUGGUGAUGAAAAAGAUCGACUUUUUCCAACACUGGCAAAAUCAGUCAGAAAUCAGAAAAUCAAGUAUGUAUGUUGUGGAGAGGAUCAUUCAGUGUUGCUGACACAGGAGGGUGGAGUGUUUACUUUUGGUGCUGGGUCCCAUGGCCAACUGGGACACAACAGUUUAAACAAUGAACUGCUGCCUAGGAAAGUGUUUGAACUGAUGGGGAGCGAGGUCACUCAGAUAGCAAGUGGGAG